Lentinula edodes (shiitake mushroom) is the source of this 1448-nucleotide messenger RNA. Its product is annotated as beta-lactamase-like protein. NCBI's taxonomy places the organism in Eukaryota, Fungi, Basidiomycota, Agaricomycetes, Agaricales, Omphalotaceae. The transcript has 7 exons. The record is from RefSeq and is a predicted model, not a curated record. Bases 51 to 1289 code for a protein of 412 amino acids.
UUAAACCAAUUGUUGAACUCGAUAUCUAUCCUUUUUUCUGAUACACGAUUAUGGCUCAACCGUCUACCUCGCAUCAUGCCCCAAUGGAAUUCAUUUUUCUUGGUACAGGAACUUCGUCCAGCAUUCCACAUGUAGACUGUUUGACCCGACCUCCGUACGAUCCCAACGAUUCGACCAGCAAGCCGCCCUGUCGGACGUGUCUUUCGACUCUGACUCCCGAAGGAAAAAAGAAUAUACGAAGGAAUACUUCAGCGCUGGUGAGGACGAAAGCUCAAGAUGGACGCGAUGUGACGAUUGUUAUUGACGCGGGAAAAACGUUCCAGGCCGCUGCUGUAGAGUGGUUUCCUAAGCAUGGAUUAAGAAAUAUAGACGCUUUGCUGAUUACCCAUGCGCACGCCGAUGCAAUGAAUGGACUUGACGACCUUAGAGGAUGGACGCUUGGAAAUAGUAUACAACCUCACAUUGACGUCUAUGUUUCCCAAGCUACUUUCACAGAAGUACAAAGAUCCUUUCCUUAUCUGGUGUCGAAAGAGUAUGCGUCGGGAGGCGGAGAUGUUCCCGACUUUGUAUGGCACAUCAUUGGUGACAAAGUUCCAUUCGAAAUUAACGACACCGGAAUAUGGGUGACACCGUUUUCAGUUCAUCAUGGUCGCAUAUUUUCUACGAUACCACCUCCUGCCUACCUGCCUACGCCAAGUGGAAUGACUGGCGGCACAGUAACUCCCGCACUUCAUUCAGAACCUUUAGAACAGGCAUUGCGGCUGUUGUCUCUAAACGGUACAGAUCCUCAAAAGAACACUAAAGAGCCUGUUAUUCAGCCAUAUUUAUGCUUUGGGUUCAAGAUACAAGAUGAAAUCGUUUAUCUAUCAGACGUUUCGCAUAUCCCUGAAGAGGCCUGGUCAAUCAUCCAUGGUGCAAAACAACGUCGGGAGGGCCGUCCUCUUCCGUUGUGUAUCCUGGACUGCCUGGGCCUCCGUUCUCAUACUUCUCAUUUCGGAUUAGAGCAAUCUGUUGCUGUUGCAAGGGAAAUAUCUGCGACACGGACGUACCUCCUAGGUUUCUCUCAUAUUGUAAGUCACCAGGAAUAUGUGACGAUCACGGAGGCCGUCGGCGGGGCAAAGGUCACUGACGAGAAUACACUCACCGAGAAUGAGCAGAAAGGUUUACAUCUAAUUGGGUCUGGUGAACCGUUCUGGAUUCGGCCUGCUCAUGACGGGUUACGAGUGGUCAUAGAUAACGAUGUCGUUCAAGAUGAUACGUAUUCUUUCCAGGAACCUAUAGCCUUGUAAUUUUAUCUAGCAAUAAUCAUUUUUUGCGUGUAAGCCAGCUACACACCAGCAUUGACCAUGUUCGGCAUGUAUGAGGUUGGGUGACCAUUGCAUAAUGCCCAGGCUUUUGACGUAAUCAUAAUUUGUACAUAGCCGCGCCGCGCACUCAGUCAAAGUCUC